Molecule: messenger RNA, 1374 nt
Organism: Fragaria vesca subsp. vesca
Lineage: Eukaryota; Viridiplantae; Streptophyta; Magnoliopsida; Rosales; Rosaceae
Exons: 6
Coding region: 1-1335 (444 amino acids)
Cellular component (GO): Golgi apparatus
Molecular function (GO): O-acetyltransferase activity
Source: RefSeq, a predicted model, not a curated record
AUGAAGUUGUGGAACAGAAAGAAACCCCAUUUUCCUGUACUGGUCUUUUUCUUCUCUCUGUUCUUGGUCUUCUCAAUUCUCCACAAUGAACGCAGCAUUUUGCAAAUUCAAGACCACCCAGAUCAUGCUCCUCGCCAUCACAUUCCAGUCACUUAUGUAAAGCCGAAUCGCCUCACCCAUCAAAACCAUGUUACAGAGGUUUUGGACAGAUUCAGUACAUGCAACUCCACCAGAGAGUACAGUGGGAGGAAAAUAGCCUGGACUGAUAAUCUGACUCCAGAACCGCUUCACGGUGGCCGGGGGGAGAGUUUGGAGAGUUGUGAUGUGUUCUCCGGCAAAUGGGUGUAUGAUAAUUCCUCCUAUCCGCUGUACAAUGAAUCGGAAUGCCCUUACAUGUCAGACCAGUUGGCCUGCCAUAAACAUGGAAGGUCUGAUUUGGAUUAUCAGUAUUGGAGAUGGCAACCCCAUAACUGCAACUUGAAGAGAUGGAAUGUGAUUGACAUGUGGGAGAAGUUGAGGGGUAAAAGGUUGAUGUUUGUAGGGGAUUCAUUAAACAGAGGGCAAUGGAUAUCAAUGGUCUGCUUGUUGCAAUCAGUGAUUCCAAAGGAUAAGAGAUCCAUGUCACCAAACGCCGCUCUUACCAUUUUCCGAGCAGAGGAAUAUAAUGCUACUGUGGAAUUUCUUUGGGCGCCUCUUCUAGUAGAAUCUAAUUCUGAUGACCCUGUGAACCACAGAUUAGAAGAUCGAAUAAUCCGUCCAGAUUCAGUACUUAAACAUGCAUCAAUAUGGGAGAAUGCAGACAUACUAAUUUUCAAUUCCUACCUGUGGUGGAGACAAGGCCCAGUUAAGCUUUUAUGGAGCACUGAAGCGAAUUCUGUCUGUGAAGAAUUAGAUGGUAUGGGAGCCAUGGAAUUGGCCAUGGGGGCUUGGGCAGAAUGGGCUUCUAAAGUCGAUCCCCUCAAGAAGCGGGUCUUCUUCGUCACAAUGUCUCCUACACAUCUCUGGAGCCGAGAGUGGAAGCCAGGAAAUGAAGGCAAUUGUUACAGUGAGAAAUCCCCCAUUGACUUGGAGGGCUACUGGGGAAGUGGCUCUGAUCUGCCUACUAUGAACAUGGUGGACAACGUCCUCAGUAAGUUAAAUUCAAAGGUUUCAGUUCUCAACAUUACUCAACUGUCAGAGUACCGAAAAGAUGGUCAUCCUUCCAUUUACCGGAAAUUUUGGGAAGCACUUAAGCCUGAGCAGUUGUCUAAUCCAGCGAGUUACUCUGAUUGCAUACACUGGUGCUUGCCUGGUGUACCUGAUGUUUGGAACGAGUUGGUAUACCAUUUUUUGUAAAUAAAUGCAGUCGUUAAGGCCUUCUUAAUGCUUUCAUGC